This is a messenger RNA of Sphenostylis stenocarpa, 444 nucleotides long. Lineage: Eukaryota; Viridiplantae; Streptophyta; Magnoliopsida; Fabales; Fabaceae. The record is from the annotation of a GenBank genome assembly.
AUGAGGACACAUGAUGUGUUUGUGAGCUUCCGUGGGAAGACACUCGCAACAACUUCACUGGUUUUCUCUUUGAAACUGUUAGUAGAAAGGGCAUUGAUGCCUUCAAAGAUCAUACACAUCUCAAAGAAAGGGGAAACCAUAGCACCCGAACUGUUGCAAGCAAUUAAAGGGUCUCAUAUUUUCGUUGUGGUCUUCUCAAAGAACUAUGCUUCCUCCACACGGUGCUUGCGUGAACUUGCGCACAUCUGCAAUUGCAUUGAAACACCAGAAAGACGCGUUCUACCUAUUUUUUAUGAUGUUGUUGGAUCCGUGAGAUGUGCGAAAACAAAAAAAGAUAAUGAGAUGAUGGAGGGGAUUCAGAGAUGGAGAGAAGCUCUUACACGCGUGGCCAAUCACUCUGGCUGGGAUAUCCGAAACAAGUACGUGAUCCCCUCAGGUUUCACC